GCAUUUACCACUGAAGAGUUACCACUCGAACGCGCUGAGCCGCCGCGGGCAAACGUGUGCCGCCAACCGCCAUUAUCACUUUCACGUUCGCAAAUAAAAAAAGCGCGGGAAUCUUGUGCGAGAAGUUUCACAAUUUUUAUUAAAUAAUAACGAGCAGUAAUAUAAUUGGCAACUAAAGAUUGAACCACCGUGAUAUCGGAUUGUUUUCAAAUACACAAUCAUGAUGUGAAAAUAAAACAGGUUCAAACGUUUAACAACUACAGCAGAGAGCACGCGUUUUUCAAAAAUCGAGAACCGCCGCACGUGAAUUUCGCGGUGAUUCUUUUUCUACUAUUUCUAUUUCUUUAUCUUGGGUUCUUUCGUCUACUGGUUUCUAUACUUCGAGUUUCAUUCGUCAAUAGGUUGUGUCGAGUUAGUUGCGUGAAUUGAUACUAACUUUGGAACUGUUAUUAGUGCAGUGUAAGAAUUGUGCAUCAAUACGUGUGGACGUACCUACUGUUAGUGCGUUCGGAUCCUGCAGUUGUCUCUUUGAUAUAAUAUGGGUAUGAUUUGGAAAUCCGCCAUGCCUUUACUGACCACGUUGGCCGCUUUGGUGAUUAUAGUACAUUCUGCAGAAGAAGAUUUAGAGGCAGAGUAUCGACAUGACUUAAGGCCUAGAGCAUUGGAUACAGGAGCACCUAAUUACGAUCAGCCGUGGAGAGCAAUGGAAGCAGAUCCACCUUUACAAGAACCACGGAAUGCAGAUCAUUGGGAUAACGACUCACCAGACGGACUUCCAAAGCGUCGCAGAAUUGGCCGUAAACGAAAACGUCGUCCACAAACAAGUUCAACUGAAGACCUCAUACCACAGGAGAGAUUCGCUUAUCCUGACGAAGCACCUCGGCCAUACUUCGACGUAGAUUUUGAUAACACUCGCCAAACCACAGAAAUGCCUAAGAGAAGACGAAAGAAACCAGAAAAUAGACCGUCCCGAUGGACAGAUGACGUCGUAGAGUUGGAGAGACCCAUGAGAAGGAGAGGACAGCGUAGAAAACGACCAUCACUUGACAAAUGGCCAGAAUUAAGUGAAUUCAGUCAAGCUGUACCACCACAACUUAACACAGAACCAUUGGAACAUCACAAUGUUGAUGAUAUGAGAGCAGAAUUACGAAGAGAUGGUCAAAUAUACGAAAAUAAAAAAGAAUUAGCAGAACUAAGUCCAACUAAAAUUAAAGUAGAAUUUGAUCAGCUUGGAACUAACAUCGAAUUUCCUUCAGUUGAUGACAGGGAAGCUGUUGAGCCUAAAGUUCAGCUGGUCGAAGAUAAAUCUUUAUCAGAAUUUUCAUCAGAAAAUGUGGGAACGGCACCGUUAAGACCAAUGAAACGAAGUCAAAAUGUAAACUCUAAGGAUCAACAUAACAAAACACCAGAUAGCAAGAAACUUGAUAAACCACAGGAUAGCAACUUAAUGGACCCAUUAACAUUAAAAGAUAUAUUGAAGAGAUCGAAUGGUACCAGCCUAAGUGAAAUACUGCAACAACACAAUUUAUCAUUGACUGAUUUGCUUAACGGUAAACAGCAUGCAGUAUCAAUAUUUAAGUCAUCUGAUUCCUUAGAAAUCCAAAAUAAAAAUCCAACAGAGCCAAGAAAUGAUAUGAUAGAUAAUAAACAUGAUAUACGCGAGAAAGAAGCGGAAGAACAAACUUUGGUUAAUGUUGAAACGAAAUAUGCGUCUCAGCCAGCACUGGAAUAUCCAACACCUGAUGAAACACAAACAGAUACCCCUAAAAAAGAUGAGGAUGAAGAGAUCACAACCACUUUGAAACCUGUAGAACCUACUCCGAAAAUUUCUACAAGACGUCGUUUCCCAAUUGGAACGCGAAAGAAACUACGAAUGAGACCUAUGUUAAACAACACGUACAAAGGACAACUAAGUAGAGAUUUAGUAGCACUGAACUCGAGAAAGUACUCACAUCACAGAAGAAACGUCACAAAAUCUAGGGAAUGGAAGGAUGUCCUACCUAUGAUGCAGAAUAAUACUAAAGACGAAAAGAACACCACCACAAUUGAUCUUGAAACUACUACUGCUGCUGUCAUUAUAGACGAGAGUACCAUAGCUAUUGAAGUUAUCAUCAACAAUAAUAAUUCAUCUGAAGAAAUAAAUAUAGAGGAUGAUCAAAGCAACAAACUAGAUGACGUUAAUAUGGACAUAACAGAAACUACAAUUACUUAUAUAAAAGAAACUACAACGGAAACUCCUAAGCCGACGACAGAAAAACCAACAGUAGUAGUGAGACCUGCAGUUAAUACAUCAGGACUAAGACGACAGGCAUUCAAUAACAGAUUAAAAAGGAAACGUUUGAAGCAUAAGAAUGCUACGACGGAACCUCCACAAGACGACCUUAUAAAACACCUGUUUGGACUGGGUAGUUUAGUGUCAUCUUCUGAAUUCAUUGCAAGGACACAAGACCCGAAAUCAGUUGAAGAAGACACUGAUACAACUGCAUUAGACGACUUUAUUACAACUGAAAGUAGCCGCAACACAGAAAUUGAUCUUGCACAGUCCACAAUCAAAGUAUCAACAUUUGUGACACAACCGCCCAGUGCAACAGAAGAAACUGCCAAAAUAGAAAUUGAAGAAAUUCUUAAUGACACUCGAACGAGUGCCAAGUUAUCCAAGAUAUUAAUGGAACGAAAUAUGACACUAAGCGAAUUAGUGGAGCAUAGGGAACGUGGAUCUAGCCAUGUGCAUUUGGCUGACAUAUUCCACAAUGCAUCUCGGGAACCUAACCCACCAGAGCCGUUCUUAUCUAAGUCUCUUUUAGAGCCUAUAUCAAAAGAGACUUAUCCAUUAAGGGCUCUUCUAGAUGCGAAUUUACAUGAUCCAAAUACUAAAAUAACUACAGAAGAACCAACCAUGAUAAAUAACGUACAUAUUCCUGUAGUAAUGGACUACCGUAAUAACGUUAAUGAAAAUGCAGAAAACAUGGGCAUUAUGUCUUUAUUCAAUAACUUCACCAAGUCAGGGAAUAAAAGCACAUCAAUGAAAGAUUCUGAAGAAAAAACUUAUAAGACAAGUAUACUCACCAUUGAUAUCAUAAAUGCAACUAACGUUAGCGAAACAAACAGAGAAGGUCGAGUUCUGAAAGUUGAUCAAACCGAAAGUCAAGACGAUGUUGUUAGUUGGAAUGAAAUAUUCUCCUUGAUGGGAAGAAAUCACAAUAACGAUACACCUUCGAACAAUUUGGAAGGACUCAAGGAUCCAAUAAAACCGUUCAAGAAAAUACGAUUAGAUGAAGACGCAGACGGCGACGGUCUGAUCGUAUUGGAAGACCUACAACAUCUCACUAACUUUGAAAACAACAUUGCAUCGGCAUCAGAUGAGAAAAUAGAAAUAAAUCCAUAUGAAAGUAGUGAUCCUGUGCACGCAUCAGGUAUUCUAGAUAAAAUACCAAGUCAAACUAAAUCUGUGACCGUUGCUACGGCCAGUAUCGCUGGAUUAGCAAUGGUUUUAUUCUUAUUAACUUACGCGAUGUUUAAAUGGAAACAGCAGAGAUCGGUUAUAAGGAAAAAGCGCAGUUUCGGUGACGAGCGCAUUCCGACGCCAGUAUUCGAGAAUAGGAAAGGUCACAAGAACAACAGUAGUACACGCAGUAUUAGUCCAAUGUUGCAAACAACGAAUAUCUACACAUUAAACACGUUAGACUCACAGAACGGCAAAGAUUCACCAGACUACAUGUGGGACACUUUGAGAAAACCAUUCCAGUAGGAAAUAUUAAGUUAUUGAUAAAUUUUCGAAAGAAUUGGUUAAAUUAGUUUAAUUACACUGUAAUAUAUUUAGUUCAAUGGGUGUUUUCUGCAAUAAUAAAGUAUUAUGAGAUUUUAUUUAAAUCGAAAAUUGUGGAAAGGGCUUCAUAAUUUAAACUAGUGACCUGAUAUUGAUUAAGAUUUUUAUAAAAUAGAUCAAUAUUAUUUAAAAACAUUGCUCAAUAUUCACAAUUAACUUGCACUGCUGUUUCAAAUAACUUGUUUUAGGUAAUUUUGCAAGAAUUUUAGUUUUAGGCCUGGAUAAAAUUUGUAUAGUGCGAUAUUGGUUACUACCGACUUACUGAGUUAUUGAUUGAUAACUUCAAUAUGUUCAGUUGAAUCUUAAUUUAUUCGUUUUCAGUAUUAUGCUAUAAAUAAGUGCAAUGUGACAUAUCAAAGACAUUUUUGAGUGUUUCUUAUUUUUAUAGUGUUGUCUUAAAAAAUAAAUUAA
Spodoptera litura is the source of this 4237-nucleotide messenger RNA. RefSeq lists its product as uncharacterized. Lineage: Eukaryota; Metazoa; Arthropoda; Insecta; Lepidoptera; Noctuidae. The record is from RefSeq and is a predicted model, not a curated record.